GAACCAUUCUAAAAAUGCUUCAUUCAAUUCUCGCUAUUUUUGUCCUUCCUGUCGCUGUAAAUGCCGGUCUUUUUGAUUAUGGAUUAACAAUAAUGGAAAUGAAUUUAAAUUCAACUUACAAAUGCGAUAAUGCUCAACUUCAAUCAAAAAUGGAAGCGUGCGUUGCUCCAGCAAGACAAUUUUAUCAAAAAAGAAUUUUUGCUUUGAAUGGAAGGUUAAGAAUAUCAGAUUACUUGACGAUGUAUUAUAGUAUCAAAUAUUGCAUGGAACAGCACUACUUUGAAAUGGAAUGUUUUUCGAAGAUGAUUGAUGAGUGUUCUCGACAUUCAAAACACGGUUAUGUCGUUGAUGAACCCUUUUAUACAGGAUGAUAGUUUUGUUAAUAAAUACUCUGAAUGCCUAUCAUACUCCUAUCCGUUUGAAAGAAGCGAUACAUUGAAGGAGUUGGAAGUGUUGCACAAGAACAUGGAACAAAUUAUCAAUUGCGUUGACGGCUACGUAAAAACAAAAUACACAUCAAACAAUAGAAGGAAAGUAUCUUUGGCUAUUCAUACUACAGCUUCACUUUGGGAUAUAUCCAGAUAUGCCAUUAUUAAACAACAUUAAUGAGUUUAUUUUUUGAAAUGGCUUGAAUAAAUUACAUGUUCAUAUAA
Caenorhabditis elegans is the source of this 653-nucleotide messenger RNA. RefSeq names its product DUF19 domain-containing protein (gene K10C2.14). Bases 15 to 371 code for a protein of 118 amino acids. The record is from RefSeq and is marked reviewed. Lineage: Eukaryota; Metazoa; Nematoda; Chromadorea; Rhabditida; Rhabditidae. The transcript has 3 exons.